Molecule: messenger RNA, 1266 nt
Organism: Fomitopsis serialis
Lineage: Eukaryota; Fungi; Basidiomycota; Agaricomycetes; Polyporales; Fomitopsidaceae
Product: major facilitator superfamily domain-containing protein
Exons: 10
Coding region: 1-1266 (421 amino acids)
Biological process (GO): transmembrane transport
Cellular component (GO): fungal-type vacuole membrane
Molecular function (GO): transmembrane transporter activity
Source: RefSeq, a predicted model, not a curated record
AUGUCUGACAGGCCCAUGGGUCCACUGUCUGAGGUUGAACUAGCAACGAAAGACGAAUCUACGCCACCCGGUUCGGUCGUCAUCGAAGUUGUAGCUGCGCCACCAGCGAUUAACAUCCCGGAUGGCGGUCUUCAGGCAUGGCUCUCUGUCCUCGGAGGGUACGUUCCUGAUUGCACAACCACCUUCGGCUACUCCAACUCGUUCGGGGUGUUUCAGGACUAUAUGUGCGCGCGCAAUGGCCUUACUGUCAUUGAGACGCUUGAUUUUCAUGUCGUCGUCGUGGGCCUUCCUGCGGGUAAACUCUUCUUCGAUCAAGGUUACUUCCAUUAUGUCGUAGGCUCCGGCAGCAUUCUCUACGUAUUCUGCAUGUUCAUGCUCUCACUCGCGAAUCCGCACAAAUACUAUCAACUCGUGCUCUCCCAGGGCAUUGGCAUGGGCAUCGGGAGCGGCUUGAUGCUUGUCCCGGCUAUGUCUGUGCAAACGCAUCACUGGCGCGUGCGCCGCUCGCUCGCAAUGGGCAUUGUCAUGACCGGCUCUGGCGUCGGCGGUCUAAUCUACCCUAUCAUGCUGAACAAGCUUGUGAAUGGCAGUGCUGGUUUCGCGUGGGGAGUACGUGCGACCGCGUUCCUUACUCUCGGCCUGCUCGCCAUAGCAAAUGCGGUAAUGACGACUCGCUUACCGAGCGCUAGGAAGCGUGGACCAGGGCCCAAACCUGACAUGAAAGCAAUUAGACGGACGGGCCGUACUGGUUAUUUGCGUUCGGGUACGUUGUUUCUCGUACUUUGGGGGAUGUUCUUCCCGUAUUUCUACCUCCAGCUAUGGGUGAACCUGCACAGGCUCUCGGGACGCUGGCAAGUGACUGUCAUACAGAUCGCCAUUCUCAAUGCUGCCUCGAUCUUCGGGCGCACCCUUCCGAACAUGCUUGCAGACCGCGUCGGCCCGUUCAACGUUCUCGCGCCUGUGGCAGUCAUCACAAGCGCGCUCGUACUCGCCAUGUUCGGCGUCACAUCCACCGGGGCUGUCAUCGUGUUCUCGAUUCUGUAUGGGUUCUUCUCGGGAGCAAGUGCGAUCCGUCUUGGACUCGGGUAUUUUGUAACGUCGUUUGCCAUGUUGACUGGGACACCCAUCGCUGGCGCGCUCUUCGACGAGGGCGGCCGGUGGUACAAGCCAAUCGUGUUCAAUUCGGUUAUCAUGUUUGCCGGGGCGUCGUGCUUAAUCGUAGCGCGGAGCCUGGUCGCCCGAGCAAAAGGGUCGCAGCACGUGUAG